AGCUUCCAAAAAAUUGAGUGCUAAACCAUGACGAAUUUCCUGUUACUCUCAGCUGCUGCAAGAAGGCUUGAAGGUAAGGUAGCAGUGAUCACCGGUGGAGCCAGUGGCAUCGGAGAAUCCACCGCCAGACUCUUCUCCAGACAUGGCGCUAAAGUCGUGAUUGCCGACGUGCAAGACGACUUGGGCCAAUCCGUUUGCAGAGACCUAAACCCUUCGUCCACCACCUUCAUCCAUUGUGACGUGACAAAUGAAAAAGACGUCGAAAAUGCUGUGAACACGGCCACCACCAAGUAUGGAAAGCUAGACAUUAUGUUCAACAAUGCUGGCAUCAGUGGCGUGGUCAACCCAAACAUCCUCGUUAACAACAAGGCCGAUUUCGAGCAGGUCCUCAAAGUGAACUUGGUUGGUGUCUUCCUGGGGAUCAAGCAUGCGGCUCGGGUGAUGAUGGGAGCUAGAAAAGGGACUAUUAUCAACACUGCUAGCGUUUGCUCGAUCAUAGGGGGUGGCGCGUCGCAUGCGUACACGAGUUCGAAGCAUGGAGUCGAGGGGCUCACGAAGAACACAGCGGUGGAGCUCGGAAAGUACGGAAUACGUGUGAAUUGUGUGUCACCGUAUUUGGUGGAGACGUCAAUGACUAAGAAAUUCUUUAAGUUUGAUGAUGAAGGAGUGGGUGGUGCUUACUCCAACCUUAAUGGGGUGGUGCUGAAGGCGGAAGAUGUGGCAGAGGCUGUUCUAUACUUGGGGAGUGAUGAGUCCAAGUAUGUUAGUGGGCAUAAUUUGAUAGUAGAUGGAGGCUACACUAUUACCAACUCAGGGUUCUGUAUCUUUGAGCAAUCUUAAUUCAGUGUGAAUGUUCCUAGUCCAAGUUCAUGGGACAAUUAAAGAAUGGACAUACAUGCUUGGAUAUGAUGCUUAAAGUAUGACUGAAUCUCAAAUAAAAGAUUAAUAAUAAAGAGGAUUAAAAAUAAUAACAAAGUUUACAAAUCGAGCUCG
Rosa chinensis is the source of this 993-nucleotide messenger RNA. RefSeq names its product secoisolariciresinol dehydrogenase. The record is from RefSeq and is a predicted model, not a curated record. The coding region runs from base 28 to 840 and encodes 270 amino acids. The transcript has 2 exons. Lineage: Eukaryota; Viridiplantae; Streptophyta; Magnoliopsida; Rosales; Rosaceae. Gene Ontology annotation, molecular function: oxidoreductase activity, acting on the CH-OH group of donors, NAD or NADP as acceptor.